AUGGGGUUUGGAGCUAAAUGGAGGAAGUGGAUGGAAUUAUUGAUUUUCAAGAGCAAUAUGUCGGUGAUGGUAAACGGUAGUCCAACAAAGGAAUUUGUUGUUAAUAGAGGCUUAAGACAAGGUGAUCCGUUAUCUCCUUUUCUUUUUGUUUUGGUGACGGAGGCUCUUGCGAGAUUAGUUAGAAAAUCUAUAGAGAUUGGUGAAUUUGAGUCUUUUGAUAUUAAAAGAAGAUGUGAGGUGGACAUUCUUCAAUUUGCGGAUGACACUUUGGUUGAAGACAACAAUUUUUUGUUUCUUGGUAUUCCUAUUGGUAGCAAUCCUAGGAAGGAAGCGACUUGGGCUCCUUUAGUGGAGAAGAUGAAAAAGAAGUUAUCCGGUUGGAAGGCUAGAUUUCUUAACCUCGGAGGGAGGUUAACUCUUUUGAAGUCUAUUUUGAGUCCGUUAUUUAUCUUUACUAUGUCUUUCUACAAAAUACCGGCUAGGGUGGUAAAAGCGAUAACGGUGAUUCAAAGUAAUUUCCUAUGGGGAGGUGGGGGAGAUAAACGGAUUAUUCAUUGGGUUGGAUAG
Messenger RNA from Vicia villosa (hairy vetch), 567 nucleotides. RefSeq lists its product as uncharacterized. The transcript has 2 exons. NCBI's taxonomy places the organism in Eukaryota, Viridiplantae, Streptophyta, Magnoliopsida, Fabales, Fabaceae. The record is from RefSeq and is a predicted model, not a curated record. The coding region runs from base 1 to 567 and encodes 188 amino acids.